CACAACCCCAAGAGAAAUGCAUGUCAACAUGCCGACUCUUCCACACCCUUCAAAUAUGAGGGAUAUUAGAAUCUUUUUUUCGGCCAGCCGCAGCAGCAGCCACUCGCAAGAAAAGUGGCGCAGAGUGUUUGCUGCUCAUCGGGCUUACAUAAGCAGCAGCGUCAUGUAUGCAGGACGCAAGAGGAGAAAACCGGUCCAGAGAGCGGUAAAACAGCCGUCCAAUGAAGGAGCAAAGUCCAAUCCGUCCAAGCGGCACCGGGAUCGCCUCAACGGGGAACUGGAGAGGUUGGCCAGCCUCCUGCCAUUUCCCGAAGAGGUCACGGCCAGCCUGGACAAACUUUCCAUCCUGCGACUGAGUGUCAGCUACCUGCGAGCCAAGAACUUCUUCUCUGUGGCCCUUACCCAGCGGGACAGCUUGAAGAAUGUUGAUGGAAAAACGUCAGGAGCUCUGGACGCCCAGAUACCUGAAGGGGAACUUUUGCUGCAGGCUCUCAAUGGAUUUGUCCUGGUCAUAACUGCCACUGGUACCAUCUUCUUCUCCUCUCACACAAUCCAGGACUACUUGGGUUUCCACCAGACUGACGUCAUGCACCAGAGUGUGUAUGAGCUUGUCCACACGGAAGACCAGCAGGAACUCAGGAGAAACUUACACUGGGCGUUGAAUCCACCUCCAGCUGCACCGCCCGCCAUCAGCCAGGACUCGCCUCAAGAGAUUGAGCCAGACAGCAGCUCAUCCUUAGUCACCUACAACCCUGAGCAACUUCCUCCCGAAAACUCGUCAUUUCUGGAGAGGAGCUUUGUGUGCCGUUUCCGUUGCCUCCUGGAUAAUUCGUCUGGCUUCCUGGCUUUGAAUUUCCAGGGAAGGCUCAAAUUUCUACACGGACAAAACCAACGGCAAGAAAACGGAGGAAAGGCACCACCACAGCUUGCACUUUUUGCCAUUGCAACUCCUUUGCAACCCCCAUCCAUCCUGGAGAUCAGGACCAAGAACAUGAUCUUCAGAACGAAGCACAAGCUCGACUUUACACCAUUGGCUUGUGAUGCAAAGGGUAAGAUAGUCCUGGGGUACACAGAGGCUGAACUGAGGGUACGAGGAUCUGGUUAUCAGUUUAUCCAUGCAGCAGAUAUGUUGUACUGUGCAGAGAAUCAUGUCAGAAUGAUGAAGACUGGUGAGAGUGGACUGACGGUAUUCAGGCUGCUCACCAAGGAGAACCGUUGGAAAUGGGUGCAGGCCAACGCUCGUCUGGUUUACAAAAACGGCAAACCCGAUUACAUCAUCGCCACCCAGAGGCCCCUAUUGGAUGAAGAGGGAGGAGAACACUUGCGAAAACGCUCCAUGCAUUUACCCUUUACAUAUGCUACAGGUGAGGCCUUGCUUUACCAGUCUAACCAUCCCAUUGCUGGCUUCAGAGAUGGCGUUUCUGAGAAGAACGGUAGUAAGUCAAAGAAAAGCCGGACUGACAGGUUGUUAAGAGAUGGUCUGGAUCCAGGCUCACUUCUUGGAGCCCUCAUGAGCCAGGAUGAAUCGGUGUAUGUUUGCCAGCCUGCUCUGGAACCCAAAAUCUCCUUUCACAGCAGCUUCUUUGGAGACCAAAUGGACUUCCCUGACUCAAAGUCCAGUUUGCAGAGAGGCUGGGACACACCAAGCAAUGGAGAUGUGGAUCAAAGUAUCACAGAGCCAGGCACCAGCUUUGACCCAUUGCUUGCUACUCUGGAUUCCCUUUCACUGGAAGGCCAAGGAGUUGUCGAUUCAGAGGACGGUGGCUGUUCAAAUGGGGAGUUGUUCGGAGCUCUAGAGGGCUUGGGGCUGAGUGCUGAGGAUCUGGAGCUUCUACUGUUGGAUGAGCGGAUGAUUCGAGUUGAGAUUGACCCAGAGCGUGUGCCCACCUUGGAUGACUUACUAACGAAUGAUGAAAUUCUUUCAUACAUCUAUGACUCAAUCGAAGGAAAGACUGAUACCGCAGAUCAGGGAGGACAGAUGCCACCAUCUAAUCCCUCAGUCAGUGCAACUGUGUCUGUAUCUGAAAGCACGCUCACCUCUGACGCAAAUGUAAAAAUGCAGUUUCCUCACCAUAAGCCUCCCGUGGCUGGAAAGGCUCCCAUCGUUCAGUUGUCCCAGCAAAUGCAAAAGCACCUCAGCAUGUGCUCGGACAAAGCGACGCACAACUGGAGCAACCAGAGUGACCGUUUGGCCAAUACGAUAGCCAACGGAGAACUGAUGGGCAAUGUUCAAACUGACCCCAAUGGACAAUGGUCAGCCCAAAACAUUCUCAUGACUGCAGGGAUACAACUGCAGCACAUGAACUCACAACAGACUGUUUUCAAUGGCAAGACGUCAGAACUAAAUGGAGAGCUCCAACAGCAUCAAAGCUACCUGCAGCAGCCCUUGAUGCGGAACCAACUCUCACAGCAGUGCCAUACCAAACAGAAGGAAGCCAACUUAAAUGGACUGAGUGGCAUUUCCAACACAGAUCAGUCAGCAGUAAAAUCACAGUGGCAGGACUUUGGUUUCGGAGAUAGUCUGGGUCCGUGCCUCAAUAACAGCCAAAAAACUCUUCCGGACACAUCAAUAAAUUGCUGCAUGAAUUACAGCAUCCCCGAUAUUGACAAUUCGGAUUACUCCGUUAAUGGCAGUGGUUUGUUUGGUAGCAGUGCGCUCCAAAAUAGGGCCGAGUCCACAGCUACAUCUUUCCAGGGGAUUACCCAAAACAGGCAGACGGAGCAGAUCUCAGUUCCUUUAGCUCAGGUCAUCUCCAGCCUGUCCCAGUGUCCGCCUCCGAAUGCCUCGCUGGAGCAAAUCCUGGCAGUCAGCAAACCUUGUCGGCAGUUGGACCAUUACAGCAUUGUGGCCUCAGACAUAGCUCAUGAUCCCAAUCAGGGAAAGAUGGAGAAUGGUCGCAUCCUGACUACAGCAUACGCAGCAAGGCCCAAUGGGAAUGGUGCAACGCCCCCUGCUGUCCAGAUACCUUGCACGGAGACUCUGCCUAGUCUCUCCGACCCACCAGCCACCGGUUUCUACCUCUGACCAGCUGGUCUGCGCACUUAAAAUGGCCAGAGACACGCACCCACACACACCACACACACACACACAGACUGGACCAGCCUUAUGACACACAGAUAAGACAACAUACAAACAAAACUAAUAAAUGCUGUCCUGUUUUUUUCUUUUUGGCCAAGGGGGCUGAGCGAUCAUUAUAUUAUUUUCAAGUCAUAUUAUCAUAAGAGUCCUUUGUUUACAAUAAUGCAGUUAGAGAGUUAUGUGAAUGAAUACAAGAUGCGACAGAUAAUUCAGGGUUUUCUCUUAUUUUAGUGAAGGAGUUGCAGAUGAACCGACAAGUUUGGAGUCGGGGUGUUUGCGCUUCAUGAAUGUACAGACACUCAAGCGGAAAAAGGAAGGGAGGCUUUUGGCACUAAAUGCAACUUUUACUUCACGUAUACUUUCAUCAAAUUUUUGCAGAUCUUCCUCUCAAUAACAUCUACUCACUAGUCAUUUCCUUAGAUACACCUGGAAAGUCAAAUCCAUCCAAAAAUCAGCCUUUUUUUUUUUUAAAGAUUAUGAUGUGAUGGUAGGGCGACAGACAUGUAUUGGCUCUAGAUUUAAACGACAAUCUCAAUUUUGGACAGGUGGUUAUAUAUUUGUACCACUAGGGCAGUGCUUCUCAAUUAUUUUCUGUUACGGCCUCCGCAGGAAGACGUAAAUGUUUCGCGUCCCCCAACUCUCUGCCGCCACUGUAAAUACCGUAAUGGCCCGAAUAUAAGACGGCCCCGAUUAUAAGACGACCCCCUCUUUUUCAAGACUCAAGUUUGAAAAAAGACUUUUUGAACACCAAAUUAAUUUUUAUACAGAAAAUAAUUACAGUACAUCCGAAACAAAUGAUUAUAACAAUAUAUUUGAGAGAAAAAGCAUGUUAUUUUGCCUCAUUCAAAUCUUAAUAUCUGAACAUUCAAAUAUGUCAACUAAUGUGCAAUCACAUUCGUAAAUGAAUGGCUUCUGGUUUUUGAAAUGUAAACAAACCAAUCUAUUGUGAUAAAACAACAAAAUUGCAAUAACUGCAUUAACCAUCAAUGUGAAGUCUAACUAACUGUAGUCUUGAAACAAAUCUGAAUAAGGAAAAACAUUGCAAUUAAAUAAUACAAACUGGUUAAACUUGAGAGUAGCUGAGAUUUCUCAUGACAGAACAUCGCUUCAAUGAUAUCUGGCGCCAUCUAGCGUCGUGAAUGGGGAGAGUAGCUAAGAUCUGUCGUGACAGAACAUCGCUUCAAUGAUAUCUGACGCCAUCUAGCGUCGUGAAUGGGUAUAAUGUCUGGACCACGAACAUAAGACGACCCCCUCUUUUUCAGUCUUAUUUCAAUGCAAAAAACACCGUCUUAUAUUCGGGCCAAUACGUUAGUAUUAUUUGUCUAUAUAUAACUAAUUAUUAUUAGUUACACCUCUGCAUAACAUGUUAUCCUUUUUAACAUUAAAGAAAAAAAUAAUUUAGAUCGACUUACAAUAAAAUAUUUAUUAACAUUGCUUUGUUGUUUGGAACAGAAAAGACUUCAUCUUGCAUCAAUUUGCAGGGAGAAAAAAAUAGUCAAAUCCGAACUGUAAGAAUACACUCAAGGUACAUAUUUUUUGCCAUUAGAUACUGAAAAAUAAAAUUUUAUCAAAUCAAUAAAUAAUAAUAAAUUCAAAGUUAUUCGCAACAUUAACUCAUGAGGACAAAAUGCCAAACAAUUUGACCGAAAAAAUGAAAAAUAAUACAAAACGACAGUGUCACUGGACAGACGGACAGUUAUUAUUUUUGCUGCAGGCAGUAUCAGCUCCUUUGUAUUGGCACUGAGGAACUUGGUGUGCCACCUUAUAUGAUGCAAACAGUGCUCGCUGGUUUACUGGUGUAACACUGACAAAGGGGGACGAUUGUUGGCAAUAUUUGGCACGUUUUUUCGGCCAAAACUUUAAAAAUUGUCCGAUAUGCAUGUGUGAUACAUCAUUUGCAUGUGUCAUACAUCAUUGGAAAGCUUAAAAUCUCAAUUUUCAGGGGGAACAAAAUUUUUAAACAGGAGGGCAUUUAAAAAAAAAAAAAAUUUAAACAGCAAAACCCUAUCUGGAGGUGAGAGCACGCGAAAGCAGAAUUACAGACGCCAUGACUUUAACGAGAUAUUAUCGCAUACUUAUCUUGUUUCGAUCCACUUUUUGAGAAGUACUGCUCUAGGGGCACAACGCUCCCUAAUCCCAAUAUGUACUAGAAAGGUCUCAUCAAAAUGUCCACUUUGUAGGGCAUAGACGUCCGGCAAGGCUGAACUACUUAAACUGAACUACUAAUUUGUUCUAUUUUAGAUAUUCCUAAUUAUUAACAAAAAUGAAAGAAAACACCAUAAUUUUUGAUGAUGUAAAAACGGUACCAUGGCAUUUUUGCAUCUUUUUUUGUUUUGUUUUGUUAAUUCAUGCAGGUGUACCUAAAGAAGUGUUCUGAUAUAUUGCUUCAAUUUACAUUUCAUCGCUCCAAGAAGAAAAAGCACACAAGCGAGCAAACAAAACAGUUUUCAGUCUUGCAACAAGAAUGUAGUGCUUCAUUUAUUUGUAGAACAGUUGUACUUGUUAACAAUGAGAUUAAAAUGUUUGAAAGGAGGUAUAGAAUAUGAAGAAAAUGAUGCUUGGAUGAUAUUCUGCACUUUAUUUCAAGCAGCCAUUUAUUGCAGCAGCUCUGCAAUCAGGUCCAAACAAACCAAGAUUUUUUUUUGUUUGCAUUUCUUGAUUUAUGAUGUGACUAAUGCUAACUAGUCAAGUAGGCAUCUAUCCAAGCCCUCACAAGCACAAACACUUGCGUACAAUGGUUCGUGUUCUCUUUAUCUUUCUCCAUUUGAAUUAUACAGUAUCUAGAGAGUUGAUUUUUCAGUGUUUCGUUUUUAUUGUUGAUUGUUUUGGGGAGAUAUUCGGGCGUAAAUGCUAAUUAGGACUUAUUUAGAAAUUCAGUCCGCGGCAAAUAUUAGUUAAAUUAUCUGCGGCAAAACACAUUGUCAAACACACGCAAAAAGUGGAAGAAGAACAAAAAAAUGCGUUGUCAUACAGUGACAUAGUGUGGUUUAUCAUCGCCCCCCCAAUCUGUGGACUGAAUUCUUGUGCUCUCAAGUUCCAUCAGAUCAAUGUUUAGCAAUUUUUUUAAACCCCUUUUUUUGUUUGUUUUGAUUUACCCUUUAGGUUCAGUGUAUUUCUUGCUCAUGUUUUACAAAUUACUGUUGAUUUGUUUGAUGUAUUGCGCCUCACUAUAACCAUAGAUAUAUAAUGCAAAUCUGUUUGAGAAAAAAAGAACGCAGUGCAAUAGUUAAUUGCUGGUUUGUACUAUGGACCCCAAAAUGGGUGAGGGAUUAUGGGGUGUGAGGCGGAGUGAGAUGAACUCUAAAAUGAGAUUUUAAAAGAAGAUAACUGAAAUUUUAGAUCUCGAUUUAUACGACUAAACUUAAACAAUUAACAUUGAAUUCCGAAACUGAAAAUUGUUUAGAUUGAAAGCAACACUAGGUAACUUUUCGGUUUUGGUCAAUUUUAGCGACGCCGGUGGACAACAGCGGUAGUGUUUUGCCUUAAGGAAGACUGCGUUUCCCAUGAGGACCAGCGCGCACCCGCACAGUGUGGUAAAAUUAUCUCCCUGUCGCCCGUCGAGGGAUUAAACGACAUUUCUGUUUCCAGCGGCUGUGUGAAGGAUGAAUACCAUAAUUUUCGGACUAUAAGGUGCUACUUUUUUCCCCUCAUUUUGAAUCCUGCGGAAUAUAGUCCAGUGCGGCUUAUUUCUUGAUUUGUUUCGGUCAAUAGGUAACACUUUUUUAGACAAUGGCGUCAUAAAAUUGCCAUAAGACCGUCAUAAUUACCACAUGAUUAUAACACUAUCAUGGCCGUUAAUGAACGCUUAUGACAGAUGUCAUUUAGUAUCAUCAUGGCAAAUUAUGUCACUAACACUCCGUUUAUGUCCAACUCGGAUCUUUUACAUCUAUUCUAUUCCAUCAUCAUUCUAUUCUAUCAUUCUAUUCUAUCUAUCACCUUCAAAUCUGUCUAAAUACCAUUUAGGCAUUAGCUGAAUGGUCAAUUCAUCGGUUAAGAAUCUGGGGGAUUUUGUGGAAGUGAUUUUUGAGCAGUAGAGACGAAUGGCAAGCACUACUUGGUAGCAACUAGAUUAGGUGUUGUUGAACCAUUAUUAACGUCUUGAAGAACAUGAACUCAGAUCGUACUAUUGGUUAUAUAUAGCAUUUUUCCUAAACAAAAGUUAUGUGAAAAGAUUUUUUUUUUUUUAAUAAAUGAAGUUACGUGAAAAGAUUUAAAUCAACGUACAGUGGGGAAAAUAAGUAUUUAGUCAAUCACCAAUUGUGCAAGUUCU
Molecule: messenger RNA, 7349 nt
Organism: Corythoichthys intestinalis (scribbled pipefish)
Lineage: Eukaryota; Metazoa; Chordata; Actinopteri; Syngnathiformes; Syngnathidae
Product: aryl hydrocarbon receptor-like
Exons: 12
Coding region: 17-3025 (1002 amino acids)
Biological process (GO): response to xenobiotic stimulus; xenobiotic metabolic process; regulation of transcription by RNA polymerase II
Cellular component (GO): nucleus; aryl hydrocarbon receptor complex
Molecular function (GO): protein dimerization activity; transcription cis-regulatory region binding; nuclear receptor activity
Source: RefSeq, a predicted model, not a curated record